Molecule: messenger RNA, 1701 nt
Organism: Heterobasidion irregulare TC 32-1
Lineage: Eukaryota; Fungi; Basidiomycota; Agaricomycetes; Russulales; Bondarzewiaceae
Exons: 7
Source: RefSeq, a predicted model, not a curated record
AAACAAAUUGGCGUUAUCGUUGACAGAGUCACGUAUAUGGGCGCUUGCGAACUCAUGCAAGAUCCUAGUUCUGUCUCGCUGAGAGAUGUAUUGGUUAGGGACGACAUCAAUGACCUCUCCACCGGAGAGCGGGAUUGUAUCACCGGCGCCAUCCUUGAAAGGCAGAUACAGAGCCUGGAUGGCAGUAGGUGGAAGGAUAACAUAACGAACGUGAUCAUGGUGCUUAUUACGCAUGCAUUGUUUGUGUAUGGUGCACAAAGGCCUAUUAGAAGGGCUGGGGUACUGCUCCAAUGUCUGGAACACAUUUACUACAGCAGUGAGAUCGGGAUGUCUGAUAGCACCCUACGUCCUGAUCAGAUGGGUAAUGAGAUCACUGAUUUACUCUAUGUGGAGAACAUUGGCUUGGACUCUGGAUUAAGGCGCUUCUGCUCACAAUACGAGGCAGCUACACAUCUUUGGCUGGCUUUGCAUGUGCAUCGCCGACAAGACUCGCGCCAAUCGGAGCUAGUCGUUCGACAUUGCGAGAACGCAUGUCGUAUCUUGAAAUCCUUCUUGAUCUCACAACCGAUGGCGGAAACCAGUCCUAAGGGUAAAAAGUCAUCGAGACAAGCACCUCCUACCAGGAUCGCGCGACCUAGGACAACAGCAGUGCGAACGACGUCAGCAUCGGCAAAAGCAAAGACUACAAAGGUCGCCGCGAAAAGGUCAACGGCUGCUGCGAGACUGCCCAGAGAAUCCAUGAAUCGAACAAAGUCUGACCGCAAGACGGGCCAGGAAACGAUCGCUUUUGAUACUUUUGAGAGGAUUGUCAAUCUGAUCUUUCUAAAUGUACAGCUUGUUGGAUUGUUGGGACAUGUCCUUAUCAAGAUUCGUCUCCUUCAGAUCAUGCGUCGACUAAGCGAGCGAUAUGGAGGCGUAUCGGAAGAUCACUAUAUCAAAGCCUCCAUAGAUCUGGCACACGAAUAUGUGAAACUCGGUAAAACCGCGAAGGCAGGCGUGAUCUAUAGCAAUGCCCUUAGUUCUGUUAGAAGACAGAGCACAUCUGAUGAAGUCCGUAUACUAUUUUUCUUACGCUUUUCCGAGUCAUUGGCUGUUACUGGCAACGUGGUGCAAAGUAUUUACUGCGAGGCUCUCGCGCAAGCUGAUGGCCUUGAAGGCGAAGAUAAGGGUAUAUCCACUGUGCAACGAAUUCGGACCAGAGUCGGCCUCCUCGAGCGAUCUGCGAUGGCCGCAAGUGCAUUUGCUAGCCUUCAGUUGACUAGAGACGAUCCUGCGGAAUGCCUCAUCGGGUUGCUGCAAUCCCUUCGUCUCUGGAAUCGUGCAUUGAGUACACUUACCCGCCUUAACCGCCCCGCGGUUGGAGCUAAGAAUGCUGUCGAUACCUCAAACCCGUUUGAUCUUGGUGACAUGAAAAAGGCUAUUUCCAAAAUUGAAGAAGUCAAUUCACCGAUAGCCGAAGAACCAAAACCACAGGUCGUUCCACCAAGGCCUUUCAUGGACGGUCUAGAAUGGCGCAUUGCAGAAGGCCUGAUUCUAACGCUGCUGGCGCUUACCCAGGCUUAUUUUUCACGUGGAUCCGCGCGAGAAGCUGAGUAUUUCUCUCAGCAAGCGCAAGAUCUGGCCUAUUCUUUAAAUGCCCCUGCUAUGGUUAGUCGUGCCUUGGCGAAGAAGGGUGAAAUCCAACUUUACUUGGGGCACCUC